Molecule: messenger RNA, 2118 nt
Organism: Aspergillus niger
Lineage: Eukaryota; Fungi; Ascomycota; Eurotiomycetes; Eurotiales; Aspergillaceae
Exons: 3
Coding region: 1-2118 (705 amino acids)
Biological process (GO): double-strand break repair via nonhomologous end joining
Cellular component (GO): nucleus
Molecular function (GO): DNA binding; DNA-directed DNA polymerase activity
Source: RefSeq, a predicted model, not a curated record
AUGGCGACGGUGGUUAAGGACAAGGAGGCCUUUUUCAGGGAAUUAGAGCGGCUGGAAUAUCUCAGUGACGGUGAAAAUGAGGAAUUCAGUUGUCUGGUGCAUCUGUCAAGGAAGCGCUAUGAAUGCGUUCCGUCCGAUUCGAUCACUCUGGCCUCAGAUAUAAAGGCUCCCCCAGCGCCGCUGGUGAGAGCUUCUACGGAGCCUUUACUUGCUUCUGCAAGUGGGUCUGAGGUCUGCAUUGAAAAGGAAGUUGAUACUACGUCUGAGCAAGCACGAACACCAGCUGUGACUAGAUCAAAAUCAACAGACGUGAUGCCGCCGAAAGGCAAGACUACAGGUGAUGGCGUCUCUAAAAGAAAGAGACACUACAUCCCCAACAAUGACACAUCAGACCUCCGACGGCUCCAAAUGCAGCGUGCGCGUGAGUACGGUGCCUCGCGAGCAAUGGAAUGGAAUGACACUAUCACUCAUGUCGUUGUAGACAGGUGGCUCACGUAUGAGAAUGUCAUGAGACAUUUCAAGAAUAAGCCCAUUCCAGUAGGUCUAGGAACUCAUGCUUUGUCUAGUCUGAUACUAAUGUCCCUGAAGGAAAACGUUGCUCUCGUGGACUGUAAUUAUCCUCUCUUAUGUAUUGGGGCCCGCACUAUUCUGGACGCGACUCAAACUCGCUUUCGGGUCCGUGGUGCACCUGAUCCUAGGGAGGCCAAAGAAUCCUCGCCUGCGCGCGAGCCCUCGUCAAUCGGGUCGUUGCCGAUAAAGCCAGUGAAAGCGAGACGCGGUUACAUUGAUACACAGAGCACCGAUGACGAGACUGACACUGAGCUGUCCGAACCGGAGAUUGACGAACAUCCGGAAGAUAAACAGGUCACCCAUGAACCGGACCGGGAUCGCGAUGCUUUGGAUGAUCUGAUCGAGGAAGCCAAGGCCAUGAAGGACUUACCCUUAGAGCCAGAUUCAGCCGACGAGGCAGCAGCAGCCGAGACAACCGACGACGAGACCUCCGACUCAUCAGACGCCGGGCCAGCGAAGAAGAAACGGAAGACUAUCGAGAAAGACGACUGGCAACAGAAGUUCGCGUGCAUGCAGAAGCACGAUGCAAACUCGAACUCAGAGAACCCAAACAGCAAAACCAUAGCCAUCCUCCAGCAAAUGCUAGACUACUACACGCGAACAAACGACCACUGGCGAGUCCUCGCCUACCGCAAAGCCAUCAGCGCUCUCCGAAGACAACCCCAUAAAAUCACCACCAAAUCACAAGCCCUAGCCAUCCCGGGAAUCGGACAACGCCUAGCCGACAAAAUCCAAGAAAUCGUCUUGACCAACCGCCUCCGCCGUCUCGAAAACGCCAACAACUCCCCUGAAGACCAAGUCCUCCAACUCUUCACGGGCAUCUACGGCGUCGGCAUCAACCAAGCAUCCAGAUGGCUCGCCCAAGGCUACAAAACGCUCGAGGACCUAAAAUCCAAAGCCAACUUGACCCCCAACCAGCGCAUCGGCGUAGACCACUACGACGACUUCGCCCAACGCAUCCCUCGAUCCGAAGUCGAAGCCCACGGCGAAAUCGUCCGAAAAGCAGUCCAAACGGCCGAUCCAGACAUGCAAGUCAUCAUCGCGGGCUCGUAUCGCCGCGGCGCCCCGGACUGCGGCGACAUCGACCUACUAAUUACCAAGCCCGACGCCGAGAUCGACCACAUCAGAACCAUCAUGAUGGGAUCCGUAGUCCCGAAGCUCCUUAAGCAAGGUUUCCUGCAGACCAGUCUGGCCAGCUCAUCAUCCCGAGACGGGUCCAAAUGGCACGGUGCAUGUACCUUACCAGACAACGAUGAAGAUAGAAUUACCCGCCCCUGGCGACGUAUCGACCUCCUAUUCGUCCCUGACGCAGAGAUCGGAGCCGCACUGAUCUAUUUCACCGGCAACGACAUCUUCAAUCGUAGCAUGAGGCUACUGGCAAGCAAGAAGGGCAUGCGGCUCAAUCAGCGAGGUCUUUACACGGAUGUGCUACGCGGCCCUCAGCGCGUCAAAAUCAAUGAGGGCCGAUUACUCGAGGGGCAUGAUGAGCGCCGCAUCUUUGACAUUCUGGGUGUGCCUUGGCGGCCUCCGGAGCAUCGCAUCUGCUGA